AUGUCAGAGUGUGACCAUGAGGAAGCAGACACCCGAGUUUGCGUCCAUCUGAAAGAUGCUCUGGAAAAGGGUUCACAGAAAGUCGUAAUUCGAACAGUAGAUACAGACAUUAUAGUGAUCCUUGUUGGUCUGCUUGGACAGCUUACCAAAGACUACCCAGAUACAGGCAUCUGGGUUGCUUUUGGUAUGGGGAAGAAUUUCCAGGAAAUAUGCAUCAAUACCAUUUCCCAAAAGAUUGGAAAGAGCAUAAGUUUGGCUCUGCCUGCAUUCCACGCAUUCACAGGCUGUGAUACAACUUCACAGUUCCGGGGAAAAGGCAAAAAGUCAGCCUGGGCUGCAUGGAAAUCCUUUCCCGAAGUGACAAACGCCUUCAUUGCCAUGGCAGCUGAACCUCACCAACUUAGCCAGGAAUCAAAGACAUUUGCAUUACUGGAAAGAUACACCUGUGUUCUGUACGACAAGACAACUAACAUUGAAAAUGUCAAUGACCUAAGGAAGGACCUGUUUGCUAAGAAAUCUCUGUCAAUGGAAAACAUUCCUCCGACAUAG
Messenger RNA from Xyrichtys novacula (pearly razorfish), 549 nucleotides. The record is from the annotation of a GenBank genome assembly. NCBI's taxonomy places the organism in Eukaryota, Metazoa, Chordata, Actinopteri, Labriformes, Labridae.